This is a messenger RNA of Marchantia polymorpha subsp. ruderalis, 2086 nucleotides long. The record is from the annotation of a GenBank genome assembly. Lineage: Eukaryota; Viridiplantae; Streptophyta; Marchantiopsida; Marchantiales; Marchantiaceae.
UGAGUGACUCGUCCAUUCUGACGUGACCUCAUGCACAUCUCGUUGCUCGAUCGCCGCGCGGGCGCGAACGAUAAAUAUCGCUCUGGCCCGCGUGGCGAUCGAGCAACGAGCGAUAAAUAUCGCUCGGCUCUUCUGAAUUAUGGCCUGCCUCGUCGAUGAGUGUUGAUCGAAAAUGCUGCACCGAAGUCAAGCAGAGCGAGACGAAGACCAUGGUGAUGGUGGUGAUGGUGAGCGAGAGAUCGAAGAGCUUGCCUUGGAGAGAGCGGCGUUGGACGCUCUCAAGGAUGAGCAGAUGGAAGCAGACGAGCUGAAUCUGCUCGAGGACGAGGAUAUGCUCAUCUUUGGCCUCAAUCCUCUCACUGAUAUUCUGAAACUGGUCUCCUGCAAUGUCUGCAAGAAACCUGUCAUCGACAGUCAGUUCACACCUCAUUUCCAACGCUGUGUUGCGUCCAGAAGGUUGGGCCCGUUGCAUAUUGGUGUUGGUCAGGAGAAAGGGAUUAGUGAGCUUGAGGAGGGUCCAAGAACAUCCAAGAUCGAAAGGAGGAAGCGUUCGCAGAAUCGACACAGUGCCAGGAGGUUUCCCACGAUUUCAGAGGAGAUGGAAAAAAUGAAGAGCGAUAAGGAUCUGAGCGCGUCGGCUCCUAAGCAACAGAAUGAACUGAGUUCAUCAUUCCGGGUAGACUUGCACGGGAACGAGAAAGCUACCGUGGAGAGAAAGUUACGUGUGAGCGAAGACGAAGUAUUCAAACCGAAGGUCAAGGAUAGGACAGAAAGAGAUUUCUUGCCAACUAUAAAGGAAGUAUCCGAAGGCAAUGGUUCUCACAGAAGGCAGAAAUCUGAGGAUGAGAGCAUUGCCGGAUCGACAUCAAAGCGGAUAUCUUCACAAGAGUAUCUUCUUGCAGGUGAGGAAGCUCACCGUCCAGAUUUCAGGAUAAGGAGGCGUGAUGUAGCUGAUAUUUGCUCGGACAUACGUUCCCAGCUCCGACCUCCACUCACAGUCGUCACAAGAGGAGGACAGAAUAGAGCGGCUGAAGGUCCUGAAUCUCAUCCUCAUUCUCCGAGAACUUCAACACGGAAGAAAUAUGUCAAUCUUCAAAAAACAGAAGUUGACGGCGUCCAGAGUACCAAUCCACCAACAAUGUCAACUACUUCCGGUAAGAGGAAAUCUAAAAGAGGCCGACAAGUACCAGGAAUCAUGAAUCUUCUACGAAAGAAAGGAAUUACAGCAGAUGAUAAGAGGGGAGGCAAGAUAUUUAGAACUCAAGGAAAGGUGGACAUCAGACGAAAUGCUGGAGAUGCUCGAGCUUUGAGGCGAGCGAAGCGCCAGAAAAUGAAGGAUCAGCUGAUUUUGGAGAGUUCUAAAGAAUUUGAGUCAUCGUCGGAGAUUAAAACAUACACAAAGACGAGUUCUUUGGUAAAAUCCACUCAAGUUAAAUCUUUGAGGCAUGGAGCUGAUCAUGGACUAUCGAAGCCGUCUAUCCAUGAGCAUGGAAUGAAAGGGAACAACAUCGGUGCAGCCAAGGAUGAGGGAGAUCUGAGACACGCUCCAAGAGAGAAAAAGAAAAGAAGGUGAGGAUUGUCAGAUAUCUACCAUGAUUCUUACGACCGUGGACGACGAAUUGAAUUUUCAAGUAUAUUGGAAUUGUCUUAAGUCGACUCUACUUAUAAUUAUAGUUUAUUAGUUCUCCGAGUCUAAAUGCUUGUCCUUGUUGCUUGUCAGUUAGUUCUCAUGCGUCUACUGAUUACAAACUUGAAGUACUUCAAUUUUACGUUUCAUUUUCUGGUUUGGACACUGGAUACUGGGCCCCCAUCAAUUGGAUCGAAACUUGAAGUGACAGUAUUCUUCCAAGGCCCUAAGAGAUCUUUGAGUUAACGGGACUUGAUAGAUACUCCCUUUAAGUUCCAAUUUGACUGAACCGUUGAACAGAAUUGUUCGCAGCGCAAAGUGCCGAGCAAGGGAUGUGCAGGCUUGAAUAUUAUGGAUGUUAAUUGAAAACGUUCAACGGUUCAGUUGUUUCAUUUUGAUCUCGUCUUUAUAGACGGUUAUAUGGCGUUGUCUAUCCACUAUGCUUGUUAUAGACCCUCG